CAGCACUGCACGCACAUGAUGGGAGCUGGAGGAGGGAAUGAUAUUCAGUGGUGUUUUUCUCAGGUGAAAGGAGCAGUCGAUGAUGAUGUAGCAGAAGCAGAUAUAAUUUCUACAGUAGAGUUUAAUCAUUCUGGAGAAUUACUAGCAACAGGAGAUAAAGGUGGGAGAGUUGUCAUCUUUCAACAAGAGCAGGAGAACAAAAUCCAGUCUCAUAGCAGAGGAGAAUACAAUGUUUACAGCACCUUCCAGAGCCAUGAGCCAGAAUUUGACUACUUGAAAAGCUUAGAAAUAGAAGAGAAGAUCAACAAAAUUAGGUGGUUACCCCAGAAAAAUGCUGCCCAGUUUUUAUUGUCUACCAAUGAUAAAACAAUAAAAUUAUGGAAAAUCAGUGAAAGAGACAAAAGACCAGAAGGUUAUAACUUGAAAGAGGAAGAUGGAAGGUAUAGAGAUCCUACUACAGUCACUACCUUACGGGUGCCAGUGUUUAGGCCCAUGGAUCUAAUGGUGGAGGCCAGUCCACGGAGAAUAUUUGCCAAUGCUCAUACCUACCACAUCAACUCAAUUUCUAUCAAUAGUGAUUACGAAACCUACUUAUCAGCGGAUGAUUUGCGGAUUAAUCUCUGGCAUCUGGAAAUUACAGACAGGAGUUUUAAUAUUGUGGAUAUCAAGCCUGCCAAUAUGGAAGAGCUCACAGAGGUGAUUACAGCAGCAGAAUUCCAUCCCAACAGCUGUAACACAUUCGUGUACAGCAGCAGUAAAGGAACUAUUCGAUUAUGUGACAUGAGGGCAUCUGCGCUCUGUGACAGGCAUUCUAAAUUGUUUGAAGAGCCCGAAGAUCCCAGCAACAGGUCAUUUUUUUCUGAAAUCAUCUCCUCUAUUUCUGAUGUAAAAUUCAGCCAUAGUGGUCGCUAUAUGAUGACUAGAGACUAUUUGUCAGUCAAAAUUUGGGACUUGAAUAUGGAAAACAGGCCUGUGGAGACAUACCAGGUACAUGAAUACCUCAGAAGUAAACUUUGUUCUCUGUAUGAAAAUGACUGCAUAUUUGACAAAUUUGAAUGUUGUUGGAAUGGGUCUGACAGUGUUGUCAUGACUGGAUCCUACAAUAAUUUCUUCAGAAUGUUCGACAGGAACACAAAGCGGGAUAUAACUCUAGAGGCAUCACGGGAAAACAAUAAGCCCCGCACGGUUUUGAAGCCACGUAAAGUCUGUGCAAGCGGCAAGCGAAAGAAAGAUGAAAUAAGUGUUGACAGCCUAGACUUCAACAAGAAAAUCCUUCAUACAGCCUGGCACCCCAAGGAGAACAUCAUUGCUGUAGCGACUACAAACAAUCUGUACAUAUUUCAAGACAAAGUGAAUUAGGCUGGCAAUCCUAGCAGAGGAGCCACUUCCUGCUUAGUGAGAUAGUUGAAUCUAGCAUUCAUACCUAUAAGAGAGCGGUCCAUUGUGGCACCCCUUUCCAGUGUUUGACAGUGUGCCAUUCGACAACACAUUUGAUAGCCACAUGGAGAAAGCUGUGUGGAUGCAUCCCGGGCUGUUCUCCAUGUCUGCUAGCCAUUAGGGAAGGGCAGGGCACUUUUAAUUUAAUGACUUCUUGCACCAUCUUGCCUGAUGGACUGGACUGGACUGUGUCAGCAUUGAUGUACUCCACUUUUUAUGCCUUCCAUUGUGAUGACGUCAAACACAGUGAACGCCUUCAGUCAUGCUAUGGGAUUUGUGUAUCCUCAUUACUGUAUCAUUUGUGGGGUACACCCCUCUCUUUUUUAAAUUAAAUACAGCUCAUUCUUACUGUGGCUUGUAGCAUUCCUCCUCUCUGACCUCCUGGACUCUUCCCCUCCAUCUCUUACCCUUGCCCUUUCCACCUGGUCUCGGUGGUGGCAUAUUAAAAAAUGGAAGAACGAAAGCACACAAAAUGAGUCAGUUUGGGGUCAGUGGUAAUGGGGGUAUAUGUUGCGAACAAAUGUUUUAAUAACAGUUGGCUGUAAUCACUCCUUGCCAUGUCUGGCACUGAAAAUAAGGAAAAAAAACCUACUACUGAAUAAAAGUGACAAAGAAUGGAGAA
Molecule: messenger RNA, 2059 nt
Organism: Peromyscus maniculatus bairdii (prairie deer mouse)
Lineage: Eukaryota; Metazoa; Chordata; Mammalia; Rodentia; Cricetidae
Source: RefSeq, a predicted model, not a curated record